AUGAUGGUUUGUUCGUGCUGCAGACGGCUUCACACGCCACCGCUGGAGACCUGGAGCCACGCGCUGGCGAGGUCUACGGAAGAGGGUCCCCGACCUUUCACGAGGACUUUGCUCGCGAGGUAUCAGCCCUCCUCGUCCGUUCCGGAGCGACUGGACGUCGACGCCCCCGGGUUCGACCUGCUGCUGCUCUGCUGGAGACCCGGGGCGGUGUCAGACAUCCACGACCACCCCAAGGCUGCCUGCUGGGUUUUGACAGGGGAGAUCAAGGAGACGCGGUACUCUCUCGCCCCCCCCGCCGACAGGGGAAUCACCAGCGGCGACGGGGACGGCGGGGGGAACAUGGUCCAGACCUCCUCCGUCACCUGCACCCCCGGCGCGGUGACCUACAUCGAGGACUCGAUGGGGCUUCACAAGAUGGAAAACCCGAGCAGCACUGAGGAGUGCAUCUCGCUGCACCUAUACUCGCCUGGGAUACUAGAGUGCACCACCUGGGCGGACGCUUCGUGCGGCAGCAAGCCUGUGAAAGCGCCCAUGUUUCUUGACGGCAACUUCACCAAGAGGCAGAAGAAGCGGAGAUUCGACCUGCAGUAG
This is a messenger RNA of Ectocarpus siliculosus, 591 nucleotides long. The record is from the annotation of a GenBank genome assembly. Lineage: Eukaryota; Phaeophyceae; Ectocarpales; Ectocarpaceae.